GAGCGAGGGAGUGGGGGAGUCCCACGCUGCUCGGGGAGGUUCCAGAGCGCAGAGCUGGAGGGCGUGCGGGGCAGGCAAGGGGGUGUGGACAUCAGGUGAGGGAAGACUUGGCUUCAGGGUCGGGGCCCUCGGGCCGAGGUGGGUCUGUCCACCUUUGGACACUACGUAGAUCCUUCUGGUUGUUCCAGACGCUUUGGUGGAUGCGGGAAGGCGAGGCUCAUUUCCUCAUUUGCACCCCAGCAAUCUGGAAUGGAAGACCAUCUGCAGGAGGGGACCUAGAUUGCGGUUGCAAAGAACGGGCAGUCCCUGGGCUCCGUUUGUCCAGCUGGGGAACAGACUGGGCUAUCAAAGGCCUGCAAGCACCUCUUUUAAACCUUCUCUCUCUGGGGGAGGUGCACGCCCCUCUCCAAGCAGCGCCUUUGGCUGAGAGUCUGGUUCCCGGUUCCUACUGGCCCAGAGAAGAAUUUGGAGGUUGCGUGGGUUCUGGAGCUGUUGAAAACCCUCUGGCCCUGCCUGUUCGGGCCUCCCACGUGCAGGCGUUUAGGGGCACAGCCAUCUCUGCGGUCGCCCGGUAGAAGUCUGCUGCUCUCCUGUAACCAGCGGGGAGAGAGCAGAGCUCAGCGCAGUCCCCUUUUUCGGGCCCCGCGCCUUGGCCAGACCCUUCCGGAAGAGACGUCGACUCGUCAGGGCUCCGCGGAGGAGUCCUGAGGUCAGUCACUCCCCUCCUGGGGCACCCCUGGAGCAGUGAGCUCCUAGUUUCCCCGCGGCAAGCUUCGGAGCCCCGAGGAGCGGGACGGGGAUUCCCUCAGCGCAGACUCCGGGUGCAGCUCCUGAGCACAAAGGCCACACCCUCACGGGCCAGGCAUCGCGAGGGAUAGAGCAUUGGCUUCUGCCGAAUUACCUGGAUACCUGAGGCCAUUGAUAGGAUUUUCAGUCUACAUGUGACAUCUUUAUCUCAGAUGCCACUGAACAGAGCCACUGAACAAGGAUCCGCUCCACAAGUGGCCUCUGGAGAGAUUUACCUCCGGUCCUCCUUUUUGUUGACACUGAAAAGACACCUCCUUGAAGCUUUCAGCUCAGUCCUCUCACAAAGAGGCUCAGGUACCCAAGCAAGGACAGGAAUAAUGAAGAGACACGUGUGUUAGUUGCAACCUUUUGAACCAAGCAAGGAGGAAAUCAACAGUGUGGACAGGGCUGGAACAGUUGCCACACUUGCUUGUUGGAGUGAAUGAGGAAUGGGCUUGUGAUUAUGCUGACAUUUCAGCAUGAAUCUGGUAGACCUGUGGUUAACCCGUUCCCUCUCCAUGUGUCUCCUCCUACAAAGUUUUGUUCUUAUGAUACUGUGCUUUCAUUCUGCCAGUAUGUGUCCCAAGGGCUGUCUCUGUUCUUCCUCUGGGGGUUUAAAUGUCACCUGUAGCAAUGCAAAUCUCAAGGAAAUACCUAGAGAUCUUCCUCCUGAAACAGUCUUAUUGUAUCUGGACUCCAAUCAGAUCACCUCUAUCCCCAACGAGAUUUUUAAGGACCUUCAUCAACUGAGAGUUCUCAACUUGUCCAAAAACGGCAUUGAGUUUAUCGAUGAGCAUGCCUUCAAAGGAGUGGCUGAAACUUUGCAGACUCUGGACUUGUCUGACAACCGGAUUCAAAGCGUGCACAAAAAUGCCUUCAAUAACCUGAAGGCCAGGGCCAGAAUUGCCAACAAUCCUUGGCACUGUGACUGUACUCUACAGCAAGUUCUGAGGAGCAUGGCAUCCAACCACGAGACAGCCCACAACGUGAUCUGUAAGACUUCUGUGUUGGACGAGCACGCCGGGAGACCAUUCCUCAAUGCUGCCAAUGACGCUGACCUUUGUAACCUCCCUAAAAAGACUACUGACUAUGCCAUGCUGGUCACCAUGUUUGGCUGGUUCACCAUGGUGAUCUCCUAUGUGGUAUACUAUGUGAGGCAAAAUCAGGAGGAUGCCCGGAGACACCUGGAAUACUUGAAAUCCCUGCCGAGCAGGCAGAAGAAAGCAGAUGAGCCUGACGACAUUAGCACUGUGGUAUAGCCUCCGAGCCGACCAGCGCCGAGAAAGAAAUUUGUUGGCAGUUGCGAUAGGAUAAGUGGUUUACUUCUCCCAUCCAUUGUAAACAUUUAAAACUUUGUAUAUCCAUUUCUUUUGACUUAUGCCACUGUUGAAAUUUUAACAAACAUGACAACAUAAUGAAUCAUUUUAGUUUAGGUGACCUACCCCUUACUUGUACCCCCAGUGGUAUAUUCCUUGAGUAAGCUACUCUCUGAACAUAAGUUAGAUCCAUCUCACUAUUUAAUAAUGAAAUUUAUUUUUUUAAUUUAAAACCAAAUAAAAGCUUAACUUUGAA
Messenger RNA from Mustela lutreola (European mink), 2358 nucleotides. RefSeq names its product leucine rich repeat containing 3B (gene LRRC3B). NCBI's taxonomy places the organism in Eukaryota, Metazoa, Chordata, Mammalia, Carnivora, Mustelidae. Bases 1266 to 2045 code for a protein of 259 amino acids. The record is from RefSeq and is a predicted model, not a curated record. The transcript has 4 exons. Gene Ontology annotation, molecular function: protein binding.